Messenger RNA from Aspergillus wentii DTO 134E9, 3775 nucleotides. RefSeq lists its product as uncharacterized. Lineage: Eukaryota; Fungi; Ascomycota; Eurotiomycetes; Eurotiales; Aspergillaceae. Bases 362 to 3583 code for a protein of 1073 amino acids. The transcript has a single exon. The record is from RefSeq and is a predicted model, not a curated record.
AGUCUGUCAAUUCCAACGAAUAGUCAAACAAUUCAUGAGUUUUCCGUCUCGAAAAAAUGCUUGCGAGCUUCCAUAAAGUGUUCUGAUAUAGCGGCUGCGGUCGAACAUUUUUCUAGUAUCAUGUACGGACCUGUCUAGGGCAUGAAUGUGACGAACACGUCACCAGUUGCAGAAGACUACAGCUGAUCCAAAGAGCUGAGGGUAUGACACAUGCCUUGCUCUAGUCAAAUGGCUCGAUAGUUCUAGUGCGUGGAAAUUAACCCCCAACCUUCCCGGUUAAUAUGUGCCGUCUAUUUAAGAUACGACGACUGGGCAAAAUGUAACUGUAAUCAUUGUUUUCCCCCUCAUCUCACAAGCCAAUAUGGCAGACUCUAUGAAUCUCGCAGUGCCUCUGAAACUCGACGCUUUCGUACUGAACGAAGAGGUCUGUGGCAAAGUUGAAAAAGAUGCUAAGAUCGCUCCGAUCACCCAACCCAACUAUACCUUCUUGCAACUUGACGACAGUCUAAUCCAAAAUGACAUUCUCGAUCAUAUAGAUUUGCACAAUGCAUUUCCGGCACAGACAAACCCGCGUCUGUAUGAUCUGGGAACGGGCAAACCCCAUGAAAACCGCAUGGGCGUGUAUCUGCACUGGAUUAUGCCUCGCUUUUACCGCACAGGAACAGCGGCGACUCCAUCAGCGCACCCGCAGCAUACGGAGGAGCUUAAAGCAAAGGGACUAGGCAAAACCCACGCGGAGAAUCCUGAAGAUUAUGCCUCACCCGCUUUCCGAGCACUGCCCAACCGGUGGCUAGUGAUCCGGAAACUUGAUACCAGUUCUAUUGAGCCCAAGACCGCGAAGAUUGAUGAAGUGGCGGCAUGGGUCGUGGAAAGUGACCGUGUGCGUUCGAUUGACGACGAAGAUUUGGUCGACGCAGACCUUCAGGUGGACAUCUCACCCUACAUCACCACUAACAAGGAGAGCGUCAGGCAUAUCAAUCUAGCGAAGCAAGCAGAGGUCUUCAUCGGGUACAAAAAAGAAGCAAAUGACUGGGAGGAGUGGAAUGAAAGUACCACUCCAAGCAAACCCAAACCCGAACGGGUCGAUCUCACAGCGAUUAGCAGUUCAAAUCAGCUUUUCCUCGAUUACCAGCCGCAUUGCAGCAAUGUCUUUUCAACCGUGGAUACAUUCAAAUGUACUGUCAACGACAGUCCGUCUCAGCUCACCAGCGCUAAGGCAGAUUACUACGUCCUCGGGUGGCAUUCAGAUGCCACCAAAGGGCCAUUUGGUGAUUUAACCGCAGGCUCAAAGCUCGACCGACGGAAGCGUCUGGAAUCAUUGGAGAUGGAGUUGCAGGGCAGCAACUGGCCCAAGGCAAUCACGGAUUGGCUAGAUUCAGACAGACCUGGGCAAAGUCUCUGCCACGGUGCCAUGUACAGCGUUGUUUGGAAUCGGACAAAAAAGCCAGACAACAUGCCAGCCCAAGAGGCGUCUACCCACCUGCUCGAUAAUAUGCCAGUGACGGUAGGCACUACCCCAAUUGACUCGCUGCUGGCCUAUGUCGACAGCUUUCAAUAUGAGGACCAUGAAACAGACCCACAAAGAAGGAUAGAAAAGGACAUCCACAUGCUAGGGCCACUUCUACGAGCGCAGGAUGAAGGUGUGGACGCGCAUCGGGUGGCGAUGGAUGAGGUUCAGAACUGGAAUUUCUCGAGAGAGUCUGGAGGUUCGCAUUGGUACAUCCAAAGUCAACCUGGAGAGAAGGUCACAACACCCUCGGAUGAUGAUAUCAAGCUCCUAGAGCAGCUUAACAAUGCCCAGAAAGUCGUGGACACCAUCAGUCGACAGAUAAUUGAAAUGCGAUGGACAAUGUUCUCCUACUGGUGGCGAUACUUCAGCGCAACAACAGGCAACAAGAAACAUUGGGACAUCGAUUACUUGAAGAACCAAAUAGAAUAUUUGCAAUCUAUUGCCGGUCACCAAAAGGACUAUAUCACAAAGGUUCUGAUGCCAAAGUUCACUCAGAAACCUCAGGAAGGAGUUCUACCAGAGUUCAGUCAGCCUCGUGAUCCCACCUUGUUGGUAGCUGGUAUUCAAGCUGGAUGGCCUGAUGAUUAUCUGGAAAAGUUGAAAGUGCGACUAGACGACCAGUUCGUCAAACUUGACGAUGAUUCCAAGAAAAAGCUAAAUAUGGAAGCGUAUUGCCUGAAGGUCUUACCCGAACAACUCAAGGGCACAGCCGAAAAAUUGAUCCAGGAAUUCGUCAAACUGAGCGAUAAAUUGGUCAAGCCAAAAGCUCCAGAACUCUUGCCUCUAUAUCAUGAUAAGGGCCUCCAUGGGGAAGAUAGCGAUCCUCUUCGAGAUGACUGGAACGAGACACAGCCCUGGGCGCCGCUGUUCCUCGAAUGGGGCGCUGAAUACUUCCAUAUUCCUUGGAAGGAUUGGGGCAUGAUCAAAGAGCAGAAAGCCAAGCUCGAUCCCCAAUGGCGACUAGGAAUCUCCGAUAAGGAUCUUCUCAAUCCUCCCAUUACCGACAGCCGGCCCUUGUCUGGACGCAUCUUACUUCUGCCUCAGCCCAAUUUCUCUCUACAAGCAGCCAUUGACCAACUCUUCAGCUCUGUUGAUCCAGACACGUUGAAGAAAUACAUCAAGGACGAAGAUGAUAGAAAGGAGAUUCAAAAAAAUACAUGGAAGCUACCAUUCCUUUCAGCUCCCCUCAGUGGAUUCAACGACCAUCUACGGACCGUGGUGCAAGGCACACAUAUCAAGCCUCUCGUGCGGUACCCCCGAAAUGCUGGAUAUGGUGUAGAGGGCCUGCAUCCUAUCUCUGAGGCUGCUACUGGUAUCUUCAAAGACAAAGAAGAUCAUCUCAGAAUCAUCGACAUCUAUUCCGAAGUAACUCCUUACGGUGCCUAUCUCACAAAUUCAACCAGUAUCUUAAAUCCCGGGGGGACUGGGGACCAGCAAAAGCCAUGUGCUUUUAAGCCGGUUACACAUGGUCAAUUCCGCUUCUCAAAGCUGAACAUAGUGGACAAGUUUGGCACAGUGAUAAAUUCGAUUGACGCUCGCUAUGGUCAUGAGGACGAACAGGCAGUCUAUCCACAUCUCAGUUCCUACUACGAACCACAACUGUUGAACGAUAAACCAAAUCUUGUUCAACCCCACGGAACAGAUUCUAAGGGUCACGUUGAGUUUGCGCAGGUUCCACCCAGUAUCAAUCAAGCAGCCCGGUUGAACUCUACGUUUGUGAAGUACGAUAAGCGCCGUAACAACCCCGUGAUCAAGGACCAGUAUUCAUACUGGCACCCUGUGACAGAAUGGGAAAACCCCAUCUGGGGCUGGAUUGUACUCAACUAUGUCGACUAUGGCAUCCAGCUCUUCUUGCCUGAUGGCACAUUCUAUCGUGAAGUCCGCCUGUCAUCUCCCAAUGCCCCCAAGCAUAUCGCAGCCAGUAGCAAAUGGUUACCCUUUGGGCCACCGAAAGAAAAGCAGGACACGGUGCAGUUGGACCAUCUUAUUGAGCUUCUCUCUAAUAAGGACUCGGAUGACUAUCUACACGCUUCCCACGGGCGAUUGGGCAUGGCUGCAGCCAUUUGUGGAUGACGAUGGCACGACGCAAUAUUACAAGGCGCUGGGAUUGGGAAAGGUGGACAGUCGACCCAAGUUCGAGCCGUCUCCAUAUACCGCUGUUGAGGGGUAUCUGCAGCUGAAGCAGCCGAUCAUAAGACCAGAAGUCACAGACAAGUCGAAGUAAAUGCUAGAUAGUCUGUUAGAUCCAAUUGGAGAAAUGCCUCA